Molecule: messenger RNA, 826 nt
Organism: Saccoglossus kowalevskii
Lineage: Eukaryota; Metazoa; Hemichordata; Enteropneusta; Harrimaniidae
Source: RefSeq, a predicted model, not a curated record
CUUUGAAGCAUCCAUUACUGAUAACUGAAUCUUCCUAAAGUACAAGUAAAUAUGGCAUUGAGACACACUGUUGUGAUUGUUUUAGCGUACUGUGCGUGUGCACUGGCAUGCUGGGGAGGUAGUGGAGGAGGCGGUGGCAGCAGUGGAGGGGGCGGUGGCAGCAGUGGCGGAGGUGGUGGCAGCAGUGGCGGAGGCGGUGGCAGCAGCGGUGGUUGUGGCGGCGGCGGUUGUGGGGGUACAAGCACAAAUCACGGCCGUAUAGCUGAUAAUGCUAGACGGUAUAUUGGGUCUACAGAGUACAGUUUUGGAUCAGACUAUGGUCCGGGCCCUAAUAAAUAUAAAUGCAACUACUUUGUACACGAUGUUUUGGUAGAAAGUGGAGCCUCGGCUCCAGAAAGACGUCCUUCGUGGGUUCCGGGAUCGUACCCGAUCAGUGCCGAAUCGUGGGGGAAUCGACAUGAAACUAAAUCCGGCUGGAGAGUGGUGGGCACCGAUCCGUCCGAGGCACAGCGUGGUGAUGUCGCUGCCGAUGGUGCGCAUGUCGGUAUUGUCAGUGGGAAUGACAAAACAAUAAGUGCUAGCGCCAGGGAAGAUAAGGUAGUUGAAAACGACUGGGGAUUUCGCCAGCAACAGCUUGGCGACGUUAUCUUCUAUCGAGAAGAAUAAGAAUCGACACUGAAUGUAUAAUCAUCUUUUCGUUCAAUGCAUAUUCUUACUGAUUAAUUUCAUGCCUAAAUAAACAGAGUUUCUUGUGAAACACAUAAACAAACAAUGCUAUAGAACGAUUGCUAUUGGUUAUAAUAAUUAAACUACGAAGUUACACAAA